CCUGGCAGAACUUCCUCUAGGCAAUAACAGUGGAAUAAUCCCACCCCUGAGAGUGGUAGAUAUCGUGGGAGGAAUGGAGGGCAUAGCCCUGUCAGGCAGAAAUUAAUUUCCUUAAUCCUGUUUGUGGGGCCUAGGUAGCAUGCUGCCAAGUGUAGUAUAAAUGCUCAGACAGAUGGGCGGACAUCAUGUGCUGGAAACAGAAAUUUGAGAUCCGAUUUGUAGUUAGCCCCUAAAUUCACUCUGACGUCAGGUAGACGCAAGAGGCCAGAUACAUGGGCAGCUGCUUACCCUCGUGGAAAAUCCAUGCAAAGUGCUGCCACUCUGAUUUAGCAGUGCUCUACACCCCGCCUUGUGCCAGCUGUCCCCUGCUCUCUGCUCCUUCCUCCCUGUGCUAGACACAGGGUCACGGUGAUAAGCCCUUUCAGCACCCCCUAGUCUCUGCUGCCCAAGGACCUGAUGUGUCCCUGGUAUAAGUGACAGAAGCUCACAGGCCCUUCUAUGGCACUGCAGCCUGGAAAAGCAGGAAAGUGGUGUCCUCCCUCCCACCUCAUCUCUGCCCCCAGCACUUCUCUGCAUCAGAGACUGCGAGGAGGAGUGGCUGCUCUGUGUCAGGCAGGUGAGGACCCUACACCAGAUGGGAGAGGACUUCCCUGAGGGGUCAGUUUUGCCCAUUCAGAUGCCUUUUGUCCCCACCACUGGAGCAGCACAGAGUCAAAAAAUCAGACCAGCUUUUCGCAGGAGGAAGGCAAGCCAGAAUCCAGCCCAGCAACCCCCGCAGAGAUGCAUGUUAGAUCCAUCUACCUCAACACUCAUCUGCAGACACAGGCAGGCUCGUCUUGACACAUGCACAAAGGCACAGAAAGACACAGAUGCCUACAGGCACACACAGAGACAUACUGUAUGCACAGUGACACAAAGACACAGAUCUCCUUGCCCAUGCUGACACACAGGCAUUAGCCUGCAGACUCAGCCUCUCCAUUGCCCUCCAUACUCACAUCCUGGGAUGCGGGCUCACACUCUGCUUCUGUGUCUGGCCAGCAUGGAUAGCAACCAGAUACCCUGGAGUGGUGGUGCCUAAGGACAAAAUCUCCAGGCUGGGAUACCUGAUUGGCUUCAGCUGAUUGCUUCUGAUUUUCCGCUGUGUCAGUGAGGCCACAAUCUAGCCUUGGGACUGAGAUCCCCUACAGGAUUCCCUGCCUAUUCUUAGUGCUUUCUUAGCACAGCCCUCCAGCAGCCUGGGAAAGGGUUAAACAUCCCUCUGAAUAAACAACUGGCUAUGUCUAGAGAUGCUCUGCAGGCAGAAGCAUAUGAGAAUCGCUUGGGAAUAGGGAGGAGAAGAGGGAGGGAAAAUGGGUGUGGGGGAAGCAUUUUCAGGGCAUGUCUAGCCCAUUCAUUACAGCACCUCCCUUCCCCACUCUCGUGCCCACCAAUCCAGGGAAGGUCUCUCAGCAGCUGGGCUGAAGUCCUAGAUCCUAGGAAAGGAGGGAGGCAGAGCGUAGGGGAGAUUUUGCAGGGAUGUUUAAUAUUCAGGUCACAUGACCAUGGCAGCAGUGGCAGCAGAAGCAUUCUUGCUUAUCUGAAAUAUCCAGUGGAGGAGAGGAAAAAAAAGAGAGAGAAGGAGAAAGAGAGAGAGAAAAGCAGAGCCUCUUAGCCAGCCAGGCUGCAUCGGUGUCAGGAUAAAAAGUGGGGGGGAAAUCCCACCCCUCAGGAGCAGAUUCAAAGACAAAGAAAGAUUCAUGUUCAAAGGGCCAGCAGACACCAGGACUGACGCAGCUAUGUCUGACCUGGUGCCGGAGCCCCGGCAAAAACCAGUAGUGCCGAUGAAACCUGUUAGCAUUAACUCCAAUCUGCUGGGCUACAUUGGGAUCGACACCAUCAUUGAGCAAAUGCGCAAGAAGACCAUGAAAACAGGAUUUGACUUCAACAUCAUGGUUGUAGGUCAAAGUGGGCUGGGGAAAUCAACACUGGUGAACACUCUCUUCAAAUCCCAGGUGAGCCGCAAGUCUUCAGGCUGGAGCCGUGAGGAGAAGAUCCCUAAGACAGUGGAGAUUAAAGCUAUAGGGCAUGUCAUCGAAGAAGGUGGUGUCAAGAUGAAGCUGACGGUAAUUGAUACCCCAGGAUUUGGUGACCAGAUCAACAAUGAGAACUGUUGGGAGCCAAUUGAGAAAUACAUCAAUGAGCAAUAUGAAAAGUUUCUGAAGGAGGAAGUGAAUAUUGCGAGGAAGAAACGAAUCCCAGACACGAGAGUCCACUGCUGCCUCUACUUCAUUUCUCCCACAGGUCACUCCUUGCGACCUUUGGACCUGGAGUUCAUGAAACACCUCAGCAAAGUAGUAAACAUCAUCCCUGUUAUCGCCAAGGCAGACACCAUGACCCUGGAAGAAAAGAUUGAAUUCAAGCAAAGGGUGCGCAAAGAACUAGAGGUGAAUGGGAUCGAGUUUUACCCUCAGAAGGAGUUUGAUGAGGACCUGGAGGAUAAAACAGAGAAUGACAAAAUCAGGCAGGAAAGCAUGCCGUUUGCAGUGGUGGGCAGUGACAAGGAAUACCAAGUGAAUGGCAAAAGAGUCUUGGGAAGGAAAACACCCUGGGGAAUCAUUGAAGUGGAAAACCUUAAUCACUGCGAAUUUGCCCUCCUUCGAGACUUUGUCAUAAGGACCCACCUCCAAGACCUAAAAGAAGUGACACACAACAUCCACUAUGAGACUUACAGGGCCAAACGACUAAAUGACAAUGGGGGCCUCCCCCCAAUGACCGUUGAGACAGAGGAAAACCAUGAAAGUAACCUGUGAAUUACCCUCUUCUUGUCACUCACUGUCUCUGGAUAUUACCACCCACCCCGACUGCCCUUGUCUUUACUGUGGGCCUGUCUUUGAAGCAUGUGGAACAUCCUCUGUGUGUGUGUGUGUAAGUGUGUGUGUGUGUGUGUGUGUGUGUGUGUGAGGGGGAUGGACAAAGAGCAUUUCCUCUGUCCUCCCCAGAAUGUGCUCCUUCCUGUUUUUGCACAGCGGACUGUCACCUUUCUCUCUUUCCCAUACCAUGACUCAGUUAUGUGUCUUGGUUGUGGGAAGUCACAGAGAGAACUCUGGGAAGUGUAGUUUCUGGCAUUUGGGGUUCACUUUUUUGUCAGGGGCCCUGAGGGUCCUGUGCUUGCCCAUAUAAAAGCCAUGGACUUACUGCAAGGACAGUGGAGUUUGUGUACCUAGUGUCUUCAAGAUGGUGGUGGCAACCGUGAGCUUCAUUAUGGGCAGAAGAAUAAUUCCAUGGUGGAGGUGAAGGGGGUUUUAAUGGUCAGUCUGGGGGAAGUGAUAAGUGGUGGUGUUGUAUCCUCUCUUCUCAUUGUGGCCAUCGGAGGAGUUAGUUGUAAAAACAUGGAUGGGAUGGAAAGAUGCCAUGUUUUCCAGUCUGGCCACUGAAUGGGAACAUGUGGUGGUGGGAGGAAAUAGCCAGUUAGAUCAAGGACAUUCAGAUUUGAUUUGAGAAGAAUCAAAGUACGUUGAGAAAUAGGAAUAUCUUCUAAAGAGCAAAACCCUGUAAACCAUGCUGGAAAGAAUCCAUUUUUAAAACCAUUUUAAAAUCCAUUUCCAUGUAACGCCCAAAAGCUGCCUUUGAUUGUCACAUGGUCUCGAUUGUGCCUAGCCUCUGGCUUGCUCUGCUGUGACUACCUUCUUUGACCGGUUGCAGCAGCCAAGAAUAGUUGGAGUGCAGGAUGUUCUGGUCCUGCUUGUCCCUUCCUUAGUGGAUUCUUAUGGUGAGGGGAGUCAGGAAGCUACUCUGUGCCAAGCAAUAAGCCUCUACUUUGCUGGGAGUAUUUUCUGGGGACAAGUCCUGCCUAUUAUCCAGCCUCCAUGCUAUCAGAGGAGCACUCAGAGAUUGCAGAGGAAAAGAGCAGAGGGUUAAGGUGUUUCUGCCUUUGAUCUCUUGCAUUGGAACCCAAGAGAUACUUUCUGUUUUUGAAAGCAUUUCAUGUUUGCCACCCAGAGGUCCCACUCUCUCUGCAGCUCCUUCCAUCCUUGUUGUCCUUUACCCAUAUUUUUCUGCUUUUCUGUCUUUCUCCUAUGCUUGCUUUCCUCCUCUCUCAUCUCCCUCUCUCUUCUUUCUUUCCCCUCAUUAUUUCUGUCCUCUCUCUUCUGUGCCUCCCCCUUACUUUCCCAAACUGCUUUAGUUCUCCUUUCUCUUGAUCUCUUCUCACAUUACCUUACUUCCUACUUGGCUGCCUAUUGUUCUUCUAUAGCUCAUAUCUCCCAAAAGAUCCUGUAUGUAUUACUGGUGUGAGUUCAUUGCAUAACAUCUAAAAGCUAUUGUUUUACUUUCCCAUCAGAGGCGGUGGGGGAGAAGAUAAAAACAAUGAAUAUUAAUUGAGGGACAAAUACUGAGAUCUUUACUAAGGGCCAGGUUGUGGCAUUUAGCCACUGGUCAAAGGUAGAGGUGUAACAAAUCAGCCAGGUGCUGGAGCAGUGGGAUGCCUGGGGACAGAGAUGACUACUUCUAGCUGCUGCUGUGGUGCCAGCAUGAUCAUGUGGUUAUAGUGCCAACUGAUAUUUUUCUUCCCCCUACAAAUCAGCACCUAAGGUGACUCCCCAAGUUGCCCCGACCUAGUAGUUACACAGUAGUACUACAGAAACAGUUCCUGAUCCCGGGAUCAAUAGAGCACUGACAAUCAACAGAUUCUCUCAUGGACCACUGUGCACCAAUUUCUCAUUAGAAACCCUCUGAAGGCGCAUGGGGGCUGGUGUGAUCUCUGGGCUGGUUGUCAUGGCCUCAUGAAAGCCCAGCAAUCCAUGGACCCUGGUCUGGGGACCAUGCAUUAGAGCAUUCAUAGAGGAAGAAGAGGAUGUGUAAAGGGGUGCUGAUGGGAAAGGAAAAGGAGUUCUGUAAAGGAGAGGAACCCACUUUCCCAGGACUAGAAUGAGUUCCCAUAUGACAGCAAUUCUCAGUUCUUUUAUGGAGCAGUAUGGCAUCCCUUUUUAUGCUGUAAAGGCUAGUGCUUUUAGGGAAGGGAGGCGAGAAAAAAUAGACAUUACCAUCAGCUGCUCCAUCUAUUCCCUAGACUGGCCAGGACCACCUUGUUUGGGGUUGUGUUUUCUGGACCCACUGCCCUGAGGGAGUGAAGACUGUGGAUAUCUUGUGACCUUCCAGACAGAUACCCUGGGGAACCUCCUACUGGAAUCUUCCAUUGACAUGCCACAUGGCCACUGGCAUCCAUUGCCUUGGGAUCCUUUGGGAUGAAAGACGGAUGUCAUAGGAAUGUAAAAUUGCUCUCUUUCUUAUUUAAUUUAUGUAGAAAUGCUUUUUUAUUUUUCAUUCCAGGCUCCCUUGCAUUAGUUAUCUUUCUCCCUAGUCCUCCCCAGGCUCAGCCAUUUUUAUUAUCUUUCUUCAUAUGCCAAACAAAUGCAGAGGUUUAAGAGCAGGUUAGAAAAAAUAACACUUGACUGGGACGCUUUGGUCAGAAAUGAUCCUGUUUUGAGCAGGGGGUUGGACUAGAAGAUUUCCUGAGGUCUCUGCCAGCCCUAAUUUUCUAUUAUUAGUCUUCCCACAGCUUCCACAUAUGAAUAGCUGUAUUGGUUUUCCUUUCUUAUCUUCAGGGAGAUGACCUGGUUUAUGAUGUAGGGGCUGUGAUCUUCUCAGCACUGAGACCAACCCAUGGGUUAGGACUACAUGUGAUCAUCAAGAGGUUAUAUGGUUUCUUUAACACCAAUGCCUCUAUAUUCUAAUACUUCUUUUCUACUACCACCUAAUGCUUUAUAUUCUACCAAUGAAGGGCUAGCAUUUUUUCUUCUAUUCAGUAUCAAAACCAGUCAUUUGGAAUGCAGCAAGAAUGAGAGGAAAAUGCAAAAGAAGUGAUGCACUCAAUCAAAUCUGAUGUAAAUCUCAAGUGCAAUGAGUUUAGGAAUUUCUGUUAGGAGGAUACACAUCAUAUAUCUGACAAUCAUCCCUUACUGCUCAAAUAGCAGUAGGUAACACCUGAGGAGGAUUAACAGAGCAGUGUGGAUCAUCUAGCUCUGCAACAAGCAGGAAAUGUUGUGUGUCAAGAUUGAGGUGCUUUGGAAGAGCUGUGUAUGAGGAUGCCAGCAAUUGAAUAAGCAGAGAGUGUUGUGGGUCAAAACUGAGACAUACUAACAGGACUGUAUGGAGCCUAGGACUGGAAAAGCAGAGAGCAAUUGAAGCGCUGUUCAUUAGCAGAGCUGUGUAAGGGAAUCUUGCAUGGUGCCUGCCUAUGGUUUUAGCUAGUGCCAUCACUGCAGGGCAAAGGUCUCUUUAGCACGUCUUUUGUCUAUCCAAGCAAAUCAGUCAUUCUCAUUAUCACUAGUGUGUGAAGGUCUCAAUAAUACAGUCCUGUCCUCCCAUCCACUUCUGUAACUCUUAGUACCAAUGCAGUUCUUGCAUCUGGACCAGAUAUUCUUGGACAGGAUGUAGGACAAAAGCCUCUUUGGCAGGGGCGGGCAAGAGUGGUACAAGAGUAUUUUGGGCAGAGGGCUGCUUACUGAAUUUUGGCAAGCCAUCAAAGGCCACAUGACAGGCAGCCAGGGGCCGAUUAAUAUUAAUUUUCUAAAUUUUUUAGGGGCCUCACGGGCCAGAUAGAAUGUCCUGGCAGGCCGCAUCCAGCCCGGAGAUCGCAUUUUGCUCCCCCUGCUCUUCGGUGUGCUGCAAGCUUCCAUGCCAUCCCAUUCUCAGCCCCAGUGGGGGCUGAAAAACAUCUUCUAUAAGGCUGUCUAUCCAUUUGUAUCAGCCAUUCACACAUCUAACGCAGGGUGAAAGCUGCCACAGAACUACUCUUGUCCAGCCAAUCAUAUCAGUCAACCUCACCCCGCUGCAGAGUGCAGGUCUGUUGAUAGUGAUGCCGCACAUAAACACUCAUCUACUACUGUUCAUGACAGUAUGUAUCCUUUUAAGCCCGCAGCAGUGCAAAGACUUCUUCAGUGCUUCUGCUGCCAUUGUGCUAAAGAAUGAAGCUGAAAAUGGACAUCUUUAGCCAGUUCACAGUGGGGAGGUUCUGAGACAAUUACACUUGCUGUCCCAAUGGUAUCACCCCUUGAUGUGGACCGUGGCAGAGUAUUAUCAACUCCAGUGAAAUCAGAGUAUUUUUGUGGCAGCGAUAGGGUCCUGUACAUGACUUGUGAGCCUGAACAAUGAGUGCUACAGAAUACUGAUACUUCCUUGCUAGGAAGACCUCAUGCUCAGAAAAGGGGUUUCCCUUCAUCCAUAUCUAUCAUUUCAAUCACAGAUAUUGGGUGAUGCACUGUGCUCAGUGGGGCUUGUCUAUGUGGAAUGUGAGUAAUAGAUACUGUCCUUGGGGAAGGAAGCUGGGCGUGGUGGUCCAACCUGGAAGAAGUCUUGAUGGAUUCCUGUUCACUCAGGUUAUUCACUGACUUCCUGUGUGAUCCUGAGCCAGUAAAAUCACCUUCCUUAUCAGCCAUUAUUUUAAUAGGCCCCAUAAUAUGCCAAACAUUUGCCAAACAUACUAGGACAGAGUGCUCAAAUUGUGCUCAAGGAGCUGUUUGUUUCUACAAAGAGUUCCACUGACUUCAAAGCCUCACUGACUACGCACUCUUGUAGAUGUUCACCAGUAUGAGCUGCAUAGUGUAAUCUAUUAGGCUUUAUACUGGAAAAAUUAUAGUUUCAUAAUUGUUAGGGGCUUGAUGGGACCUUACAGAUCUUUGGGUGCAGCCCCUCUGUACUUGAGUAGGCAAGACUGCUGGAAUCAGAUGACCCCAGCAAGAUGGGCAUCAAGACGCUUUUUGAAGAUCACCAGGGUGGGUGACUGUAUCAUAUCGGGGGGGAGCCUGUUCCAUGAUGUUAACUAUCAUGUCAUGAUUUUGCCUUGUACAGUGUGUUUAAAAGCAUGUUAGCUCAUUAUGAUUAAUGACCAGCUAACACUGGCAACAUGUAGGGGAUGCACACGGGUGCACAUACACCCCCUGAGUUUGGCUGUGCACCCCCUGCAAGCGCCAGCCGCGAAACUGGAAGUGCCAGUGGAAGUGCACUUCCAGUUUUGCUGCUGGCUUAGCGAUCGGCCGCAGGGGGACAGCUCCCAUCAGCGAUCUGGUGCCCCCCCUAGACUCAGGAGGCACCAGUUGCCCAUGGCAGCUAACAUUUUCACACACUAAUAUCUAAUCUAUCAUGUUAGCCACUACAUUUUUAAUGGGAUGCUUUUCUUUCCAUAACAGACAAAGCAAAAAAGAGUUUGGAAGGGGGUGUAUACAGAAGUGAAGCACUGACCAUGCUAUUUAGCCAUAUCUUGGUAACUGGACAUUUUAAUAGCACUUCAAUAGUUAAUUGAAGUUUUUGGUAAAAAAGAUUUUCCUUUAAGUAUGAUUAACACUGUCUAUCAGUAAAUCCAUCUGGGAAAAUAUUUGAACCUCACUGGAAAUAUGAUGUGCUUUAUCUGAAUUUAGUUCUUCCCUGAUGAAAAUAUACUAUUUUAUACGACAAUAAAUAAGUUACAGUAAUAACACUGUGAAAAUAUAUAGUGCUUGUUAUCCAGGGACCUCUUGAUACUUUCAAAAGUGAGUAACUAUGAUUUGUCCCAUUUUACAGAGGCAAACUGAGGUAAAGAGGUGACUUGACUUGCCUAGGGUCACACAGGAAAUCAGGGGCAGAGUUGUGAAUAGAAUCCGUGCUGCCUUAUUACCACUUCUCUGCUAUAGCAACUAGACUCGCUGCCUUCCCUCUGUCCAUAUGUGCUUUGGACAGUCAAGUCCAUGUGGAAGGAACCAAAUGUUGGUAGUGGUACAAAGAGUAAAGGGCCCAGGCUCAUUUCCUAACAGAUUACUUUUUCCUACCAAGUGGCCUGUCCUUUGAUACUGGCCAGCAUACCCACAGUUGUCUCACCUUUUCUCCCCUUUCCAAUUUCAUUUAUACUGCAACUCCAUCAGCAGCACUAGGUUGAAGACAGACCUGUUGCUUUCAGAGCAAAUCCUGAAGCAGUGCAGGGGGUGAAUUAAUGCUUCCCAAUAGGAAAACAGGCAACUGCCUCAUUAAAGCUGAAGAUCCAGUACAAUUUUCAUCACCAGCACAAUGCAUACUACCAAAUAGUAGGGAACAAAACACCCUGAGUUUUCCUUUUCCCCCAGUUCCAAGUGAAAACCAUCAAAUGCAUCCUAAAUUCUGAUGUUCUUCAUUGUACUAUAAAGAAGAAAGAAAAUGUCCCUUAGAAAUAAGGAGACAUCUACUCACCUUCACCCUUUCAAAGUUACUUAUGAAUCCAUGCAGAAGCUCUAGGGCACCAAGGCUUACACAGCACAGAGGAAAGAAAGAAAGAUGAUCCCCUGCCUUGCCUCUGACAAUGAUGUUCUCACCAUCACAUAUCCAGGAGCACCCAAAGGUUUUCAGAAAUCUAGAUCCCACGUCUCUUACCUGAAAGCAAGUGCACUAGAAUUCAAUCUCACUGAGAUCUAAUGGAGCAAGAAAUGAAAGCAUGCAUGAGUGAAUGACACCUGGUUCCUGUCAUUCCCUACCCCACGACAGUAUCAUGAUGGAGUCUUCUUGUAUCAGUCCAGCACUGACUGAAAACCCCCCAGAAACACACGACCUUAGUGGUGUAAAAGUUGCUAGACUUAACUUUCUAUCUGUAUUGUAUCAUUAAACAAAACAGUGCUGUUUGAACAAA
This is a messenger RNA of Alligator mississippiensis (American alligator), 9607 nucleotides long. RefSeq names its product septin 3 (gene SEPTIN3). The record is from RefSeq and is a predicted model, not a curated record. The transcript has 10 exons. Lineage: Eukaryota; Metazoa; Chordata; Crocodylia; Alligatoridae. Gene Ontology annotation, cellular component: septin ring; septin complex; cell division site. Gene Ontology annotation, molecular function: GTPase activity; molecular adaptor activity; GTP binding. Gene Ontology annotation, biological process: cytoskeleton-dependent cytokinesis. The coding region runs from base 1737 to 2789 and encodes 350 amino acids.